Molecule: messenger RNA, 345 nt
Organism: Enterobius vermicularis (human pinworm)
Lineage: Eukaryota; Metazoa; Nematoda; Chromadorea; Rhabditida; Oxyuridae
Source: the annotation of a GenBank genome assembly
AUGAUUAUUAAUUUACCAUUUGAAACUGAAGAUGAUAUCGAAAACUUAUGCACAAAAGUUGACAACGGUAUUCUUAUAGUCGACGGUUUCAACGAGUUGGUAAAAUGUACAAUGAUUACCUUAAAACAGAUUGAAAUUACAGAUUUGAUUAGCCAAGAUUCUAACGUUGAGAAACUUGUAUUUAUACCACUGAAUGAGAGCAGAGUUCAGUGGACUGAAGAUGCCUAUGUAUCGGCUGGUCAAGCAAAAGCUGACGCUUACGAGUAUCAAACGAAUCGAAUAAUAAUUGUUAGAGAGCGUACUGAUCAAUGUUUAUUAUAUCAACUAAAACUGGAUAAAAGAUAA